GAGCGAGACUCAGAGGCUCCGAAUUCGCCCGCGGAGUCGCCGCGCCAGAUCCCAGCGGCCGGGCGCGGGCACCAGGGCGGCGGGCGCAGGGCUCGGAGCCACCUCGCAGGUCCCAGGGCCGCGGCCGGGCCCCGCCACGCGCGCACACGCCCCCCCGAUGACUUUCCUCCCGGCCGCGCGGCGCUGAGUCCGAGGCGAGGGCUGCCUUUCCCGGAGACCCGACCCCGGCGGUUCGGGGCGCCCGCUCCUCCCGCGCCUCCGCCCGCCGCCCCGCUCCCCGCCGCCGCCGCCGCGCGGAUGCCAAGCACCAGUUUUCCAGUCCCUUCCAAGUUUCCACUCGGCCCUGCGGCUGCGGUCUUCGGGAGCGGAGAAACUUUGGGGCCUGCGCCGCGCACCAUGAAGUCGGCGGAGGAAGAACACUAUGGCUACGCGCCCUCCAGCGUCGGCCCUGCCCUGCGGCUGCCCACAACGCACUCCUCCCUGCCGGCCCCGUGCCACGACCUUCAGACCUCCACCCCGGGCCUCGUCCUGCCGGCGGAGCACCCCGCAGGGUACGGGGCGGCUCUGGACGGCGGGCCCGGGGGCUACUUCCUGUCGUCCGGCCACGUCAGGCCGAACGGGGCCCCCGCCCUGGAGAGCCCACGCAUCGAGAUCACCUCGUACCUGGGUCUGCACCAGAGCAACAGCCAGUUUCUCCACGACGCGGAGGUGGAAGACGCCCUCCCCGGCGCCAAGCGCCCCGCGCCCACGGCCACGCUGAGCCUGCCCGGCCUGGAGGCCUACAGGGACCCCUCGUGCCUGAGCCCGGCCAGCAGCCUGUCCUCCCGCAGCUGCAACUCCGAGGCCUCCUCCUACGAGUCCAACUACUCCUACCCGUACGCGUCGCCCCAGACGUCGCCGUGGCAGUCCCCCUGCGUGUCCCCCAAGACCACGGAGGCCGAGGAGGGCUUCCCCCGCGGGCUGGGCGCCUGCAUGCUGCUGGGCUCCCCGCGGCACUCGCCCUCCACCUCCCCGCGCGCCAGCGUCACCGAGGAGAGCUGGCUGGGCGCCCGCUCCUCCGGGCCCGCGUCGCCGGGCAACAAGCGCAAGUACAGCCUCCACGGCCGCCCGCCGCCCCGCUCGCCCCGCCGCUCGCCCACGCCGUCCCCGCACGGCUCCCCGCGGGUCAGCGUGACCGACGACUCGUGGCUGGGCAACAGCACGCAGUACACCAGCUCGGCCAUCGUGGCCGCCAUCAACGCGCUGACCACGGACGGCAGCCUGGACCUGGGCGACGGCGUCCCCCUCAAGGCCCGCAAGACCGCCCUGGAGCAGCCGCCCUCGGUGGCACUCAAGGUGGAGCCCGCCGGGGAAGAGCUGGGCAGCCCCCCGCCCCCGACCGACUUCGCGCCCGAAGACUUCUCUUUCCAGCACGUCAGGAAGGGCGGCUUCUGCGACCAGUACCUGGCGGUGCCGCAGCACCCGUACCAGUGGGCAAAGCCCAGGCCCCUGUCCCCCACGCCCUACAUGAGCCCGACCCUGCCUGCCCUAGACUGGCAGCUGCCGUCACACUCCGGCCCGUACGAGCUCCGGAUCGAGGUGCAGCCCAAGUCCCACCACCGCGCCCACUACGAGACGGAGGGCAGCCGCGGGGCCGUGAAGGCGUCGGCCGGAGGACACCCCGUCGUGCAGCUCCACGGCUACUUGGAGAACGAGCCUCUGAUGCUGCAGCUGUUCAUCGGGACGGCGGAUGACCGCCUGCUGCGCCCGCACGCCUUCUACCAGGUGCACCGGAUCACGGGGAAGACCGUGUCCACCACCAGCCACGAGGCCAUCCUCUCCAACACCAAAGUCCUGGAGAUCCCGCUCCUGCCGGAGAACAACAUGCGUGCUGUCAUCGACUGUGCCGGAAUCCUGAAGCUCAGAAACUCGGACAUUGAACUCCGGAAGGGCGAGACCGACAUCGGCAGGAAGAACACGCGCGUGCGGCUGGUCUUCCGCGUGCACGUCCCGCAGCCGGGGGGCCGCACGCUGUCCCUGCAGGUGGCCUCCAACCCCAUCGAAUGCUCCCAGCGCUCGGCCCAGGAGCUGCCUCUGGUUGAGAAGCAGAGCACGGACAGCUACCCAGUUGUGGGCGGGAAGAAGAUGGUCCUGUCCGGCCACAACUUCCUGCAGGAUUCCAAGGUCAUCUUCGUGGAGAAAGCCCCAGAUGGCCACCACGUCUGGGAGAUGGAAGCGAAAACUGACCGUGACCUGUACAAGCCGAAUUCUCUGGUCGUCGAGAUCCCGCCGUUUCGGAAUCAGAGGAUAACCAGCCCCGUUCACGUCAGUUUCUAUGUCUGCAACGGGAAGAGAAAGCGAAGCCAGUACCAACGCUUCACCUACCUUCCUGCCAACGUUCCAAUUAUAAAAACAGAACCCACUGACGAUUUUGAGCCUGCUCCAACCUGUGGACCGGUGAGCCAGGGGUUAAGUCCGCUCCCGAGACCGUACUUCAGCCAGCCGCUGACCACGCUGCCCGACCCCAGCUCCUGCCUCGUGGCCGGCGUCCCGGCCUGUCCGCGGAGAGGCGCCCUGAUGCCAGCAGCCCCCGGCACGAGCCCCAAGCUCCAGGACUUUUCUCCCACUGCGUACUCCAAGGCCAUCACCAGCUCGGGCCACUGUCACCUGGGGCUUCCGCCGCCGGCCGGAGAGGCCCCCACCAUCACCCCCACCGUCCAGGACGUGCCCAGGCCAGCGGCCGCGCACCCCGGCUCUCCCGGACAGGCGCCCCCGGCCCUGCUUCCGCAGCAGGUGAGUGCGCCUCCGAGCGGUAGCCACCCCCCUGGGCUCGAACACUCACUCUGCCCCAGCAGCCCCUCUCCUCCACUCCCGCCCGCCGCCCAAGAGCCGACCUACCUGCAGCCCUGCAGCCCAGCGUGCCCACCUGCCACGGGCCGCCUACAGCACCCGCCGCCCACGGUCCGCAGGGACGAGUCUCCAACCGCCCGGCCCCGGCUGCUGCCAGAGGCCCGUGAGGACGGUAGUCCUAAUUUGGCCCCUAUUCCUGUAACGGUCAAGCGAGAGCCAGAAGAAUUGGACCAGUUGUACCUGGACGACGUAAAUGAAAUAAUACGAAAUGACCUCUCCAGCACGAGCACCCACUCAUAGUUGCCACCUGGGAGCACUCAGUUCAGCGGGGUGUGCCGACUUCAGCAGACAAAGACUUGUGAAUAAAUACACUGAACACACACCUGGUACCACUCAGAGCCUCCAACUGACUGAAUGCUAGGAGCUGAAGAUGAAUACGUUCAAAGAAGUGGAUCUCCAGCAAGGAGGAAGGCCGCAAGGAAGGGAAGCCACCAUCUCAGGACAGCAGAGGGAGGUGGCUGGGCUGACACAGGAGACCCGCCACACAGGGCCGUCACGGGAACAGCCCACAGGCAGCCUGACCCCAAGCCCAGCCCUCUGACACCCUGGGGUUCAAUACUGGAAGUGCCUUAUUUAACCAGAGCAUCAGGGCAUCAUGGAACUGAGCGUUGAAUUUGCUACUGUGGGAGCAUCUGUGGGAGCAGAGGCUGUAAACACAGUUCACGUGAGGCUUUAUCCUUUGUGCAAAUGAAGACAGUGCUGGCGCUUCGAGAGGGCCUCACCCGAGUCUCCGACGUAGGGAACGUUUCUGGGGCCGUGAAGUACAAUCUUGCUGGCUCAUCCAGUGCGUUCUGGAAUCUUCCAGUCUGUCAUCUCAGCUCUUGGGUCUUGCGCUUCCCUCGCGGCGCCGUUAAGCCGCUUCCCGUUCCCGGUCGCAUGCUGGCAUCUUCGUUUUUAACCUGGCUUUGAACAUAGCACAAGUAAGUUGAAUAGCACAACGUGGGUUACUGGACAGAAACAGAAACCUGUGGCGGGACGGGCCUGCGUCUGCAUGUAUGUACAUAUCUCGGCAUGUGCUUACGUGUGAAUGAACGGCGGAGGUGACGCGCCUCUCCCGGCCGGCGCUCCCGCGUCAGCAGUCACCGGCGUCCGCUGGGGAACGCGCGUCUGCGCCUCCAGGACCCCGCUGCUCCUGCUGGAGUCCAGGCCGUCGCCUCUAGCAGAUGGCGGCGUUUUCUCCUCUGGUGCGUUCAGGGAGGACUUCAGAGAGCCGGGAGCUGGCACUCACAACAGCUGUCGGUUACCAGGCGGCAGAAUUAGAGACUGAUUGUAAAUAACAUGCAAAGGGAGUGCAAUGUAUUUGUUCAGUUAUAAGGUCAUUGUUGCACAGAAGCCUUACACUCUGCUUCGUCUAAGAAAACCGAUACCAACAGCGACUUCAACACGCUGCGUGCGUAGCGUUUCCAGGCUAGGGACUGUUCACAGAUGGGUUCGUGUAGGCUCUGCUACUGCAUUUUGUACAAUUAGCUGCUUAUUAUGUAUGAUGACUCGCCGUGAUCUCUUGUUCCAUAUAACCAAAAAGCAUGGUUUCUUCUUUACAACACGGUUGGCCUGAACUGGUGCCUUAGGAAUUAAUGCCCCCUCAUGGAAAGUGCCCGAAUUGCACCUGCGGCUGGAGGUGCCAGCUGGGAAGUCACUGAGGCUCCUGCAGAAGGAGCGUCUGUAGCACACGCUCAGCACGACUGCUGCUCCUGUGUGUAACUCGCGGGAAGAAACAGCCUGCAGGCCCUCCCGUGGGGCUGCACGGAGCUGUGAGGACGUUCGCCCACAGCCGCGGCCCCCCGUUCGCCCGCAGCCGGGUGCCCGCCCUGCCCCUGGCGCCGUGGGACCUGCAUGGAGCCUUUCUCCUUGACGGACUGUCAUCGAGACGGAAGAGUUUGGUGUUUGUGUCAGCUGUCUUUGUAGUUAGGAAAUGGAUCCAAUAAAGCCAUAUUUUUUUUUUGCUGGA
Messenger RNA from Saimiri boliviensis boliviensis (Bolivian squirrel monkey), 4837 nucleotides. RefSeq names its product nuclear factor of activated T cells 1 (gene NFATC1). Gene Ontology annotation, molecular function: transcription factor binding; DNA-binding transcription factor activity, RNA polymerase II-specific; RNA polymerase II cis-regulatory region sequence-specific DNA binding. The record is from RefSeq and is a predicted model, not a curated record. Gene Ontology annotation, cellular component: transcription regulator complex. NCBI's taxonomy places the organism in Eukaryota, Metazoa, Chordata, Mammalia, Primates, Cebidae. Gene Ontology annotation, biological process: calcineurin-NFAT signaling cascade; cytokine production; regulation of transcription by RNA polymerase II.